Molecule: messenger RNA, 3996 nt
Organism: Trichosporon asahii var. asahii CBS 2479
Lineage: Eukaryota; Fungi; Basidiomycota; Tremellomycetes; Trichosporonales; Trichosporonaceae
Product: gamma DNA-directed DNA polymerase
Exons: 2
Coding region: 1-3996 (1331 amino acids)
Biological process (GO): mitochondrial DNA replication
Cellular component (GO): gamma DNA polymerase complex; mitochondrion
Molecular function (GO): DNA binding; 3'-5' exonuclease activity; DNA-directed DNA polymerase activity
Source: RefSeq, a predicted model, not a curated record
AUGCAGCAGUCUAAGCUGCCCUCGCUGUUCAAGUUUAUGCCCGAACCCGGAGCUGAGGUGGAAACAGCUCCUGACCAUGAGAAGCUCGGAGAGUCGUCGACCUCGGCCAUCUGCGCCGCGGAUGCAACAAAGACGCCGAGUAGGAAGGGCAAGGAGAAAGCCGUUGAGACAGAGCCCGAUUCAUCUUCGAUCAACGGUCUGAAGACUGGGUCGCGGCGGCCACCGAGGCUGCUCGACGUCGUGGAUUCUGUCGAAUCCACUCCUGGGUCAAAGCGCCAGAAUGGAUUGUCUCCCGAAGGAGCAGGAGUCGUACCCGAGAUCAACCUUCCUCUGCCGCCAUUGGAGGGCGACAACAUCCGCACGCACUUCCAUGCUUUGGGACAUUAUGCGGCGGAGCCCUACAUGUCUAUGGCGCGGGAGUUUGCGAGGGCAGAGCUCCCCCCGAUGCCGGAGCGCUGGGCACAUGUUCCUGGGUGGACGAGGUACGGUCGCGACGGAAGCGUGGAGCAUGUUGAAGACCUGAAGGGUGAGAGGCUAGUAUGCUUCGACGUGGAAACACUUUACAAGCUCUCGCAGUACCCCGUCAUGGCCACUGCUGCAUCGCCGGAUGCGUGGUAUUCGUGGCUCAGCCCCAGCAUCUUCGAAGAUCCGCCAAAUGAGCGACCAAAGCCAAACGAAUCAUGGGACCGAAGCGUUCCAAAGUGUCAUCCGAGGACACUGAUUCCGCUCUUUGGAGACAACAAGCAGCCCACCAUUGCUGUCGGUCACAACGUUGGAUACGAUCGUGGUCGAGUGGCCGAUGAGUAUUCGCUUGAUCUCACGCCGACCCGAUGGCUGGACACCCUCAGCCUGCACGUGGCCACCCGCGGUAUCACGUCCGUCCAGCGACCUGCUUGGAUGAAACAUCGGAAGAUCAAGGAGACGAAGGCUCAACAGCGCGAUGAGACCAUAGAGUACCUGCAAGAGGUGUCAGAGAACGACGACCUUCUUAAGGAGAGUCUGGCAGAGUUCUCGGCGAACAUGAACGACGAUCCCGCCAUAGACAUCCAAACGUGGGAGGAUACCACCGCCGUCAAUUCACUCGCUGAGGUGGCUCGUCUCCAUUGCGGGGUCAAAGUCGACAAGACAGUUCGCGAUCGCUUCGGAGACGAGGACAUUCUCCACGCUUCGCAGCUGCGCCCAGAGCUCGACGAUCUAUUGCGAUACUGUGCGAAGGACGUGCAGAUUACCCACGACGUGUACAAAGUGGUGCUACCGUUGUUCAUGAACAGCUGCCCGCACCCAGCGACGUUUGCGGGAGUCCUCGCUAUGGGCAGUGCCUUCCUCCCUGUCGAUCGCAACUGGGAGAAGUACCUCAAGAAUGCCGAAUCGAUGUACAUCAAGCUUCGCACGGAGGUUCGACAAGCUCUGAGGACGCUGGCGGAUCGGCUAAGGCGCGAGGGACCCAACGAUCAAGACCCGUGGUCGUCGCAGCUAGAUUGGACACCGAAGAAGGCACGCUGGUCUGACGGCACCUCUCACAUCGCGCCCGUUGUGGAGUCGACGCCCGAGCCAACCGAUGCCAAGCCGGCUUGGUACACAGUCGUCACCGAGACUCCUGAUGCUCUGCUUAGCAAUCAGUCGGAGCGCAACAUCCUUCCGCUCUUGCUAAAGUUGAAGUACAAAGGUUACCCAGUGUACUACCUCAACGAGCACUGGUGGUGUUUCCGAGCUCCGCUGGACGACGUCUCCGGUCUCGUUGAAGAGCACGGCAUGCCACUUGAGCUCGGUCCUCGAGACGCGCAUCUGGAGCCGAUGCUGGAGGACUCGGCGUUUUUCCGGGUCCCGUCGAACGGCAAGUUGACGUCACGGCGCAGUAAGCUUACCGGCAAGCCUGCUGCCAAGGACGUCAAGAGCGAGGUUCUCACCAGCCCGUACCCAGCGGCGCUGACCCUCCUGACUUCGCCUUCGCCACCAAAGUCCUUGCUUUCGGGACUUCAGCAACUGGCUGAGAUGACUCUCGAGAAGGGCGACGUCGAUCAAUGGACAGCGCAGCUCGACUGGUCAACGUCGGGUAGUCCCAAGCGCAAGGCAAGGUCCACUACGAAGAAGACGGAGGCUGAGAAGUAUCCCCACGGCACUUGGCCAAAGUGGUACUGGGAACUGACUGUCCCGGAGAGCAACAAGAAGUUUGUCCGCGGAGAGUUGGACCUCACCAUGCGCAAGAGUGUGGCUCCCCUUCUGCUUCGCAUGCAGUGGCACGGAUACCCACUUGUGUACAGCAAGGAGUUCAAGUGGCUGUACCGUGUGCCAAAGUCCGAUCUGUCGCAGGACAAGAACUCGACACUCUCCGAAAAGAAGGCUGUGAAGUUCUUCCCCAUUGAGGGAGACGAGCAACUGUUGGAGCUGGCUGAGAAGGACUACGCGUUCUUCCAGCUUCCUCACAAGGAUGGCGAAGGAAACAACGUCGGUAACCCGCUGUCGAAAUCCUUCCUGAAGGCUGUCGAGUCUGGCGAACUGUCCUCGGCUCUUGCGGAUGAUGAGGACAAGCAACUGGCUAGUGCAGCUAAAGCCGCGACGAAUAUGAACGCUCUCUGUUCGUACUGGAUCUCGUCCCGCGAACGCAUCAUGAACCAGUUCGUCGUUUAUGACAAGGAUGGUGAUCGUGGCAUGAUUCUCCCGCAGGUCAUCACCAUGGGUACCGUCACGCGUCGUGCGGUUGAGGCAACUUGGCUCACCGCUUCGAACGCCAAGAAGAACCGCGUCGGCUCGGAGCUAAAGUCGCUCGUGAAGGCGCCUCCUGGCUACGCUAUCGUCGGCGCGGAUGUUGACUCCGAGGAGUUGUGGAUCUCCAGUGUCAUGGGCGACUCCCAGUUCGGAAUGCACGGCGCAACAGCGAUCGGCUGGAUGACGCUGGAGGGUACGAAGAGUGCCGGGACGGACCUGCACUCCAAGACCGCAAGCAUCCUGAACAUCUCCCGUGAUGCUGCCAAGGUCUUCAACUACAGCCGCAUCUACGGUGCCGGCAAGCCACAUGCGAUCCAGCUGCUGCUACAGGGCGACGGCAAGCUCACCAAGGAAGCCGCCGAUGAGCUCGCAACAAACCUGUACAAGCAGACGAAGGGCGCGAAGACGUUCCGGAGCAAGGGCCGAGGCCCGGCUGCGAGCCAGUACCUCUGGCACGGCGGCAGCGAGUCAUAUCUGUUCAACACGCUGGAAGCGAUCGCGCUUAUGGACCGCCCGACGACUCCAGCGCUCGGAUGCGGUGUAACACGGGCGCUCCGCAAGUCCUUCCUCGACGCGGGGCACUCGUAUCUGCCCUCGCGCAUCAACUGGGUCGUGCAAAGCUCGGGUGUCGACUACCUGCACCUCCUGAUCACGUCGAUGGAGUACCUCACGAAGAAGUACGACAUCAAGGCGCGCUACCUCAUCAGCGUGCACGACGAGGUGCGCUAUCUUGCGGCCGAGGAAGACAAGCUGCGCACGGCGCUCGCGCUCCAGAUCGCGAAUGCGUGGACGCGUGCGCUGUUCUGCUACAACCUCGGCCUCGACGACAUGCCGCAGGGCAUUGCCUUCUUCUCCGCCGUGGACAUUGACCACAUCCUGCGCAAGGAGACGGACAUGCCGUGCGUGACCCCGAGCAGCGCCGAGGCCAUCCCGCCUGGCGAGAGCCUCGACAUCAAGCAGCUGCUCGACACGGGCGUCACGCUCGGCAAGAGCCGGUUCGGGCCCCUGCCCCGUGUCGAGGACGAGGGACCUCCAGUCGCCAUCUUCAAGGACAUCCGCUCUGUCGACCACCAGCGCUUCCUCGAGGCGCAGGCGAGCAGCCACAGCCGCGCGGCACGGUUCUGGCUCGACUCGCAGCCACGCACGGACGGCUUGGAGGAUUCCCCGGAGUCUGCCACGCCGGCGCCCCGCCGCAAGCGCAAGUCCACCAAGAUGACGACACCUAAGAAAUUUGCCGUCUCGGACGCGGACCUCGACAGCGCGUACCAGCAGUAUCUUGCUAGCAAGUGA